Molecule: messenger RNA, 642 nt
Organism: Symbiodinium sp. CCMP2592
Lineage: Eukaryota; Dinophyceae; Suessiales; Symbiodiniaceae
Source: the annotation of a GenBank genome assembly
AUGGCGCUGCGGCUUGAAGUGUCGACGAUGGCUGGCUCCACUGUCAACAUCUAUGCAGACCCAGAAGGAUCUGUGCUGGACGUGCUGCUUGAGGCGGAAAAUGGCCUGCAGCAUAUGAUACACCACCUCGUGACUACAGAUGCAUGCGUUCUCAGGGGGGACCAGGCAAUUCUAGCUUCAAACCUACAGGAUGGAGACAUGCUGCAAGCAGUGUUGAUGUCAGAUGACGACAAGAUCCGUACUAUCGCCAAACAGCAUGGUGAGCUCCUCUCGGCAGCUCGUUCGGGAGAGUACGUCAUCAUCAGGCUCCUCACGAAAAAACCGCUUCCAAUGCCAAAUUAUGACAAAAUUGCAACCCACCUCUACCAUUUACCGUCUUUGAGGACCGCGGCUGAACCUCUAUACGCAGCACUGCUGUCUGUAGAAUACAUGGUGAUGUUUGGGCUUGAGCUCAUUUUUGUGGGAGAUCAAGAAAUUGAGCUGAGGCAUGUUGGCGGCCGAGGCGACCCCGACCUUGAAUUCGACGAUGGUCUCAUCUACGACACUGUCUGGCGAACUGCACUUGGCGACUUGCGGAGCCCAUCGAAUCAGAGCAUUCUUCAAGAGAUAGAGCAGCAGGCGCUCAGGCGGAAAUUCGGUUGA